UCUGUACCCAAAUACUCUCUCUCAUUCCAAACUGUGGAGGAUCUGCAACCCCACAGACUUAAGCAUACAGGAGCGGUGUUUACAUCUACCGCAGUUACCUUACCGCUAUUCGUUCUAUUGGAUCGCCUGAAUACGAUCUCGCUAACCACGCGGAGUUUAGCAUUCUCUUAACAUCUUUGCAGGUUUAUACAUUGCAUAAUCGCAUUGCCCGGAGACGGGAUAGAUGAACUCCAGGGCGUACAACCCUGAGAUUUUGGGAUGCGAAAGGAUCGAAGACCAACUCGUAGUGAUGGAUGGAGAUAAAAACUUCUAACGCCCUUGCCGCUGACUUCAAUUACACAUUACUGUAUAAAUACCUCGAGGUACAUUGAUUCAACAUCCCAUCCAACAACAAAUAAGUCCUUCUUACUCAGUUCCUCGCACCAAAGUUAGCACCAAGUCAGGACAGCACCUCCUCACAACGAAACCACUCGUCGUUCAAUCCCACAAACUCGCCAAACAGAAAAGAGACGACCUAAAACCAAAAUAUACCACGACCUGCAACUGCAACCACAAAACCAUCCCACGAUAACAAAAAUGCCACCCUCAAAAACCCUCGACAUCAUCACCGCAAUCUUCGGCAUAGCCCUCCUCGGCUCCGGAGCCUACGGCGUCCUCUACCCCGCAGAAAUGGCGCGAAUUUUCGGCGUCAUCGACGUAACCCGCGACAUGACAGUCUUCUACCCCGGGAUAGGCGGGCGAAACUUCAGCGCCGGACUAGCAGUGUGGGCAUUGAAGCUCACCCGGCAACGGAAGGCCCUUGGGAUCUUCCUGACGUGCUGGAUCUGCACGGGGCUAGCGGAUACAUAUUUGCUGUUGAUCCAUUAUGAGGCGGUGGAUACGGUUUGGUUGCAUUGUUUUAAUAUUUGUAUGAUUGGCAUCGUGGCGCCGCAGUUGAUUAUGGGGAGGUGA
Messenger RNA from Periconia digitata, 951 nucleotides. Lineage: Eukaryota; Fungi; Ascomycota; Dothideomycetes; Pleosporales; Periconiaceae. The record is from the annotation of a GenBank genome assembly.